CACCUCUAAAAAUUAUGACUUUUAGAUAAGCUUUUUUAAUUUCCACAUGAUUCAACUCUAAGGGACAUAAGAAAUUGGCUUUAGAAAUAGAAACAGGGACUGGGCUGAUCAGUGAUCAAAAGAUCAUGAAAACCAAAAUGUCUUCCGUGCAUAAUCUGAUGCUUGUUUCCAUUCUCUCCUCCAUAUUUGUUGUUACUCUGCUCAGCUUUCCCAGCCCAGCUGAAGCUGAUUAUCUAUACCAUGUCUGCCCAAACACUACCACUUUCACCCCGAACUCCACCUUCCAGUCCAACCUCAACCGCCUCCUCUCAACCCUCUCCUCCAACGCCACCCGCCCCUCGGGCUUCUACAACGCCACCGCCUCCUCCUCCUCCCCAAACGACCGCGUCUACGGCCUCUUCCUCUGCCGCGGCGACGUCUCCGCCACCGACGCUUGCAAAUCCUGCGUCUCCACCGCAACCUCCGACAUCUUCCAGCGCUGCCCCGCCGAGAAACAGGUCGUGAUCUGGUACGACGACUGCAUGCUACGCUACUCCAACGAGUCCUUCUUUUCCACCAUGGCCGAGGCACCUCGCUUGUUCAUGUUCAACACGCAGAAUGUAAGUGGUUAUGUAACGGACCAAAACCGUUUCAACCAGGUGCUGGCAGCGAGUGCGAGUGAGCUAAUCGCUGAGGCUUCUAAUAACAAUCGCAAGUUUGCGACGAAAGAAGCGAACGUUUCAAAGGUCAUUACGCUGUACGUGCUUGGGCAGUGCACGCAAGACCUCUCCUCUGGAGAUUGCAAUUGGUGUCUUCUAGAAGCCAUGGCACAAUUUCCUAGAAGAAAAAUCGGGGGACGAGUUCUGUAUCCCAGUUGCUAUGUCAGGUUUGAAGUCUAUCCCUUCUACCUCCACAACUCCACCGCAGCAUCGCCAUCGCCAUCUCCACGAGAUGGUGCUGUUUCUCCUCCUCCGACAGGAUCCAUCAUCAGACCCAGGCCUAAAGGUAAAGUGCCUCCCACUAUAAGUUUACCAAGAAAAGUGAGUAAAAUUGUCCAUACAGGAGGAAGAAGCAGACUUUCACCUUCCGUAUUCAUUGGCGGCAGCAUUGCUGUCGCUGUGGUACUUGUUGCUUCGGGCUACUUCUUCGUACGCAGAAGAUCAAUAAGAAAGAAGUACAAAACUGCCCCAAAUCAAGAAAACGGUAGGAAUGACUAUGAUACAAAGAGUGUUGAGUCCUUACAAUUUGACUUGGGAACUAUUGAAACUGCUACAAACAAGUUUUCUGAGAAUAACAAGUUAGGUGAAGGCGGAUUUGGUGUAGUUUUCAAGGGAACACUUGCUAAUGGCCAGGAAAUAGCAGUGAAGAGGUUGUCGAAGAGCUCCAAACAAGGUGUACAAGAAUUUAAGAAUGAGGUUGCAUUGGUAGCCAAACUUCAACACAGAAAUCUUGUCAGGCUUCUAGGAUUUUGUUUAGAAGGAGAAGAAACCAUACUCGUCUAUGAAUAUGUGCCAAACAGAAGUCUUGAUUAUUUUCUUUUUGAAUCCAAAAAACGUGAACAACUAGAUUGGUCAAGCCGCUGCAUGAUAGCAGGAGGAAUUGCUCGAGGAAUUCUAUAUCUUCAUGAAGAUUCAAGGCUCAGAGUUAUACAUCGUGAUUUGAAAGCAAGCAAUAUAUUGUUAGAUGGCAAUAUGAAUCCAAAAAUAUCUGAUUUUGGCAUGGCAAGAAUGUUCGGAGUUGAAGAUCAAACUCAAGGAAACACCAAAAGAAUUGUCGGAACCUAUGGUUACAUGGCCCCAGAAUAUGCUAUGGAGGGGCUGUAUUCCGUAAAAUCAGAUGUCUUCAGCUUUGGAGUAGUUUUGCUUGAGAUUGUAACAGGAAGAAGAAACUUUUUAGGCUUUCAUCCCACAGAAUGUGCACCUACUCUUAUAGGCUAUGCUUGGCAAUUAUGGAACGAAACGAAAGAGUUGGAGUUGAUGGAUCCGUUGUUGAAGGAUUCAUGCAGUCCAAAUGAAUACUUGAAAUACCUCCAUAUUGGAUUAUUGUGUGUUCAAGAAGAUGCAAACAACAGGCCAACCAUGUCAUCGAUUGUUCGAAUGUUAGACAGUGAAGCUAUUAGUCUUCCCCGACCUGAGAGACCAGCCUUCUUUACAGGAAGAUGUAUUGAACAGCAUGAUCAAGAAAAUGCUCCAAAUUGCUCAACCGAUAAUUUGACAAUUUCUAUUGAUGUUCCCCGUUGAGACAGAUGGCAAAUAUAA
Prunus dulcis (almond) is the source of this 2237-nucleotide messenger RNA. Its product is annotated as putative cysteine-rich receptor-like protein kinase 23. The coding region runs from base 126 to 2219 and encodes 697 amino acids. NCBI's taxonomy places the organism in Eukaryota, Viridiplantae, Streptophyta, Magnoliopsida, Rosales, Rosaceae. Gene Ontology annotation, molecular function: ATP binding; protein kinase activity. The transcript is spliced from 7 exons. The record is from RefSeq and is a predicted model, not a curated record. Gene Ontology annotation, biological process: protein phosphorylation.